Molecule: messenger RNA, 2520 nt
Organism: Hippocampus zosterae (dwarf seahorse)
Lineage: Eukaryota; Metazoa; Chordata; Actinopteri; Syngnathiformes; Syngnathidae
Gene: oacyl
Product: O-acyltransferase like
Exons: 15
Coding region: 60-2129 (689 amino acids)
Molecular function (GO): acyltransferase activity, transferring groups other than amino-acyl groups
Source: RefSeq, a predicted model, not a curated record
CGCCGCACGCCUCCCACUUUAAAAACCCACUGCUGUAAAAAGAUGCAGGCACUUUUAUAAUGGCCCUUGCAUGGGUGCAAUUGUUUCUCCUAGCAGGAUUACUUGCAAUCCCAAAGACAACGCGGUCGUUGAACGUCUCUGAAAAAUGUGUGAUGGACACCGGCACUUUCCUACGGGAAAUCAACCAGGGCAAUCCUAAGGAAUACGCCGUUCUCAUGUAUGACGCCUUUGGGAAGCUGGGUAGCAACGUCAAAGGAGGUAAUACCAACCGGCCGGGCCUGCUGCAGCAGUGCCACUCUGCCCACGGUCCUUCCUUCUCUGGACAGUACUGCCAAGUGUUCCUCAAGCAGGGAGCCAUUCAGUAUUUUGUGGGUAUCUGUGUCCCAGACUCUUGUAAUGAAGAGGAAGUGCAAACCAUGGUGCUAUACGAUAGAUUUAAGCUUGGACACGCAUCCCUGAUCCCUCCAUUCCCUUCUAUUCUGGUGAAUGAGUCCACUCAGGAGAUGUUUAUGGCUCACUGCUUGUCAGACACCGUAGCCCCCGACGCAUCGGAUGUCACCUGCCUGUUUGUAUGUUGCACAAUGCUGGCGAUUCCUCUUGCCGCCACCCUGUUCUCAGCUACAGUGAGGUGGCGUCAGGACCGGGACGUGACGCCAACAACCGAGUCUGCUUGUUUAAACGACGUACUCAACCAGUACGGCACCGUGAAGACCAACAGGUCUACGGCCAGCGAAAUAAAUGGGAGUACAACGGAGGUAAACGACAGCGCCAGGUGUGGAUCGCCACGUUUUCCCAAAAGCUGCGUCUCUCAGUGCCUCCGGGCCUUCUCCCUUCAGACGACUUGCCGGGGUAUCUUCGGCACAUCUUCCGGUUUCCCCGACGGCGGCUACUCCUCCUUGAACGGCAUCCGCAUCCUCAGCCUGUUGUGGAUCGUGUGCGGACAUUCCGCACAGUUCCCCGUCAUAAACAACCUUGAUAACUACAAAGACUGGAAGAAAACGGUAGAAAGAAGCCCUCUGUAUGCGUUUUCUCUCAGUGGACCAGUUUUUAUGGCUGUGGACACCUUCCUCCUGCUUGGGGGUCUACUUAGCGCCAGGUCUCUACUGGUGUCCAUCCAAAGAGCUGAAGACAAGCUGAGUGCGGGUCUCGUGGUGGGCUUCCUCUUCAGGAGGUUCAAAAGGAUCCAGCCGCUGCAUAUCUUUGUCAUGUGUCUCACCGUUGGCCUUAUCUCGCUGGUUCACUGGGGUCCUUACUGGUUUCCGUUCAUAGACAACUUGAUGGAUUGUAAGGCAUACUGGUGGGGGAACCUGCUGCUGAUUAGCAACCUGCUCCCAGUCCAUGAGAUAUGUGUUCCUUGGACGUGGUACCUCUCUUUGGACUUCCAGUGUUACGCCACCACUCCGAUACUGGUCUAUUUCUACAGAUUGAAUAAAGCCGCCUUUGCAGCUCUGGCAGGAGGCCUUCUGUUGAUGACCACGUUGGCCGCUUCACUCGUCACGGGACUCCUGCGGUUGCCCGUCUUCCAACCGUCUACGCUUCAUUUAUUUUCCAGCACGUCAGAGAAUUAUGUCCUGUAUUAUUAUGUGAAGCCCCACACCAGAUACGGACCAUUUUUAAUUGGAAUUUUGACGGGAAUUUACCUGACGACUAAAAAAGAGCAACUUUUAAAGAACAAGUGGCAGGCGGCGCUGGGUUGGUUGUGUUGUCUGUCAAUCUUGGCGGCGUUGAUGGGAUUGGCCUACGCCCUCCAGGGGAUCCCGGCGCAGCCCUCCGUGCCGCAUGCGCUCUACCAGGGGUUACACAGACCAAUGUGGGCUCUGGCUAUCACCUGGAUCAUCCUGGCCUGCGAGGAGGGCUACGGAGGCUUCAUCAAUAGCCUCUUGUCAUUCUCUCUGUGGGUUCCUCUGGCCAACAUCAGUUUCGCUUGCUACCUGAUCCAUCCCGUCUUCAUCCUGGUCUACAUCGGACUACAAGAGACCCCCAUCCACUACACAGAUGUCAACUUUAUGUACUUGUUCCUCGGCCAUCUGGUGCUCACGCUGGGGACGAGCGUGGUCUUAACCGUACUGGUCGAGAAGCCCUACGUUCUCCUCAAGUGGAAUCGUAAAGCCGGGCCAGUGCAACACUGAUGAAAGCCCUUCAUCAACUACCAACCGUGUUCCGCCAGUCCUGUAAGCUUUGAACAAUUAUGUCAUCCCACAAAUAAUCAGAGACGUUUUUUUUUUGGUAUCUUCUCCAUAUUGUGAUGAUUUAAUUUUUAGCAAUUUUUUUUUAAAACGGUUGAUAAUGUCACAGUUCUGACGCAUGUUUUUUGUGGGUAAUACAUAAAUCUAAUAAAUCUUUUUUUUGCAUAAAACUGUGACUUUCUUCUUGUAAUUCGUCACCAUCCUUGACUUCAUCCUUGUAAAAUGGUUGAAACGUUUGUCAUUUUUUGCCUUUUUCUUGUAAAUCCUUUCAUUAUACCCUUAAUAAUGAUUUUAUUCUUGUAACAUGGUGAGCUUUUUUUUUCUAAAAAUAAAA